AUGACGGACUUGCACCCCGCCCUCAUCGACCGCCUGCCAGCCGAACUUCUUGAGAAGAUAUUCAUCUUGACCCAUGCACACGGUAGUCGUCCCGUAAGAGCUCCCUCAGCGGCAAGUCUCAGUCAAGUGUGCCGCAGAUGGCGAGAGAUCUCUCUCGGUUCAGGCUGUCGUUGCCUCUGGUCGAGCGCCCUGCCCUAUCGCAGUCCUGAGUGGACAGAACUCUGCCUCAAGCGUUGCGGGUCUACCCCACCCAAUCUGAACCUCGUCUACGAUAAGACAACCAUAGGCGACGCGGGUUACCAAGCGUCCGUGUCACUAGCACUGGCGCCGCUCGAUCGAGCACACUCCUUGAGGCUUACGGUGGAAAGCGAUCUUACCGCAGAUGUUAUCGUAAGCCUUGAUAAUGCAUUCAAAAAUCUGUCACAAGCCGGCACUCCGUCGCUCGACCUUUCCGAAAUAUCCGUCGUGUUCGGGGAGAACCCAGCGGCGAGCAUAGGCUAUGUGAGCCAUAGAGUCAUACUCCAUCUAUUAGGCUCUCAAUUGCCCCCGUUCUCGCGCUUGCGCACCCUCUCACUCAUACGCUGCCGCCACCGCCACCUCCCAUCCUCCUCAAAUCUUUUCAGUAUCUCUCUUCGAAGCCUUACUCUACAUGACACGCGGUUCUGGCGUACCAUCGACGGCAUGAUGCGGCUCUUACAGAACAUCCCCUUCCUCGAGACCCUCGAGAUCAAGAGCGCCUCAGAACAGUUCAACUCACUGCCCUCAACCCCUCCCGCACCGCGAUCCAUACCGUUCCCGAACAUGAGAAGGCUUCUUCUCGAGGGUUCGUGGCAGGAGAACAUCGUGAUCUUCAGCUGGCUGGCGAUACCGCCCACCGCCCACCUCACCAUCGGCUCCAACAACGACGCAUACCCCGACUUCGAUCCUUCAAACAGCGCCUUGUUCGAAUCGGCGGCUGAGGUAUUCCGCGCGCACUUUGCCUCGGCGCUCUCGCGCGGGGCGCACUACGACGAACCGGCGAUCGCGGCGGACUUCGAGAUGUUCACUGUCAGUGCAUCGCCCGCGUCUGCGACCGCCGAGACCGCAGAUCAUACAGUCGGCACGGAGCACUGCGAUCUUCUACCGGCUCACCUUCAGCUAUCUGUACCCUGGACGGACGACCCGGACGUUCGACAACGUCUGCUGAACAUCUUCAGCACUCUCCCCAUCUUCACCAUGGCUCGAACCCUCCACCUCGAUCCGUUCUUGUGGCAAUACUAUCCAUCUAUGAUCGCGGUGUACACCAACGUUCGCUCGCUCAAGCUCGAGUCGAGCGUCGAGGCGUCCUUGGACGAUCACGGAAUCGCCGAGCAGGGCGCGCUCUUCCCUGCGCUGACGUGCGUCUGCUUUAUCGGCGUUGACUUGAGCGCUGAGGUGCUGCCGAGACUCGUUGACCAGCUGCUCGUAACGCACAGCGCGUUGCAGGACGUCGGAUUCUCCGGAUGCAGGCUUGGAGGGAAGGUUCUCGUAAAGAGAUCUGUCGAGGAAGCGGCACAGCGCUUCCAGGAGCGUGGCAUCACAACAUCAGUCACGAAUAUGGGGUAG
Peniophora sp. CBMAI 1063 is the source of this 1584-nucleotide messenger RNA. The record is from the annotation of a GenBank genome assembly. Lineage: Eukaryota; Fungi; Basidiomycota; Agaricomycetes; Russulales; Peniophoraceae.